Messenger RNA from Talpa occidentalis (Iberian mole), 4999 nucleotides. It is a transcript of the gene GIMAP6, whose product is annotated as GTPase, IMAP family member 6. Lineage: Eukaryota; Metazoa; Chordata; Mammalia; Eulipotyphla; Talpidae. The transcript has 3 exons. Gene Ontology annotation, cellular component: cytosol. The coding region runs from base 492 to 1481 and encodes 329 amino acids. Gene Ontology annotation, molecular function: GTP binding. The record is from RefSeq and is a predicted model, not a curated record.
UCACAUGCGUUCAGCGGCAGAGGCUGCCGCAGGGCAGCUCAGGUCAGUGGGUGGCUCAUGGCUAGGAGGAGCAGCAGACCCGCCCUGAGAGAAUGUUUACAGGAAGGAGGGCUUGGAGGAGCAAGGAGACAACUGGCUUAGAAAAGGUGCAGGGGAUCUGCGGGGAGGGGCAGGUCCCAGAAAAGGGAGAUCAGCACAAAUACACUCCCUUCCACAACGUUUGCUGAAGGGCCCACGCCAUGUAAGCCUCCGAGUCCAGCCGCCCUGUCCAGGGGAAGCAGCCACAGCGCUGGGCUCUGCCUUCCUGUUUGCAUUCCCAGGCCGUGGACGCUCGCAGACAGCAGGGCUUCCGCUCGGGCUGGCCCGGACUGUUCCGACCACUCCCGGCGCCUCCCAGCAGCAGCCCACAGCUGCCAGGCCGCGUAGCACCCGCGCUGGGGAGGCAGAGACUGAGCUGGGCUCUCCGCCACAUUUUGCUCCAAAAAUAAGCCAUGUCUUCCCUGUAUUCAGCCCUCUGGACACCAGUUACCUCCCUCCGUCAGGGCGUGUGGGGGAUGGUCUCCUACCUGAGUGGAGACACAGGACCCGGGGCCGGCUGCCUGGAGGAAGGAAAAAAAUCUGAAGAGCAAGUGCCUGAAGACAUUCCAGAAGCGCGGUCUCAGAAUCAUUCGGGGGACCUGUCGCCAGGUCUGAGGCAGCCAAUCCCAAAGCCCACGACACUGAGGCUUCUUCUGGUGGGCAAAAGCGGCAGCGGGAAGAGCGCCACGGGCAACAGCAUCCUGGGCCGGCAUGAGUUCGAGUCCCGGCUCAGCGCCCAGCCGGUGACCCAGACCUUCCAGAAGGCACAGUGUAGGCGGGCCGGCCUGGAGCUGGAGGUGCUGGACACACCCGACCUGCUGUCCAGCGGGGGCCCAGCUGACACAGCGCUGCAGGACGCCUGCGAGGCCAUCCGGCUGUCGGCCCCGGGCCCGCAUGCCGUGCUGCUGGUCACGCAGCUGGGCCGCUUCACCGAGCAGGACCGCGCGGCAGCCCGGCGCCUGCAGGAGCUCUUCGGCCUGGCCGUGCUGGCGCACACGGUGCUGGUGUUCACGCGCAGGGAGGACCUGGGUGACGGCUCCCUGGACGAGUUCCUGCGUGACACCGACAACCGCGACCUGGCCCGGCUGGACGUGCUGUGCUCACGGCGCCACUGUGGCUUCGACAACCGGGCCGAGGGCGCCGAGCAGGAGGCCCAGCUGCAGGAGCUGCUGCUCCAGGUCCAGGGCGUGCUGUGGGAAAGCGAGGACCACCACUUCAGCAACGCGGCCUACCGGUACUGCCUGGAGCACCCCCCGCCCCAGGAGAUGCCCGAGGAGCCACUGGACGAGGGUCAGGUGGCCGAGGAAGGGCCUCCGGGGGAGCGCUGGCCAGAGGGCCUGUGCAGGGUCCAGAAGGAAGCCGAGGGGACUCACAGAUGGCUCCUGCCCAGGGUGUCCAUUUGAGCCUCUGCUGGACUCCACCAGGGCAGUCACAUCCUGCAGCCUCCCUCACCCCUGGUCAUCUUGCAGCAGAUCACUCGGUCACUUCUUUCCUGGGGUGACUGACCACCCCAGUCAGGCCACGCUGUCUGGUGUGGUGAGACAGGGUGUGGGCUCCAGUCCUGGCUCUGUCAGGCCCUUCAUCAGGUUGUCCAGGGCACACGGCUCCCUCCCCUGUGCCCCUAUAGAGAAAGAGCCUCUGCCCUCAGGCCUUCACCUCCUGAGAUGCUCAUCUCUAGCCCAUAGGCCCGAAGCUGCCUCUGGGCAGCCUGGGCCUCAUGUUCCUGUGCACCCCCAGCGUGGGGUCCCUGCAGUCACUUGUUCAUGCUGAUGGAGCGUAACGAGCGGGAAAUACCUGCUCUGUGUGGGGUCGGGGUGUGCACGGGCUUGGAGAUGUGUGGGAGGGACGGAGGCUGGGCCGGGCCAGGGCGUGAGGAGGGAAGGAGGCCAUCGCCACAAACAAGCCUUCCCGCGAGACUCUUCAGGUGGGAGGGGAACAACAUCGGGCAGGGGUGCCCGACAAGGUGGACCUGGAGCUGGCUAAGCCCUGGAGCUGCCAGUGGGACAUGAGCAGAAGACCCGUCCCUGAGCCCACACACUCAGGCCUGACACCUGUCUCUCCUCAGGCCUCCUGCCUCCGGCCUUAGAAAACAAAGACCUUUUCAGCCCUGCCUCAGCCCCUUCCCUUCCCCCUUGCUGGUGGGGAAAAGGCACAAGUGGGUGAGUGUCUCAGGUGUGAGUCCCCCAGGGAGGUAUCUGGGGGCGAGUAUGGAGGGAGGCAGAGAGGAGAGGGCCUGCAAGGGGAGCAGAUGAAUGACCUGAACAUCCUGAGGAGCACCGCCUGGUUGAUGGGGAGCACCCUGCAGCGUGGGUGUCUGUCAGAGGAGGCUCCCGUGGACAGGACUCAGCAGAGGUGCGGAGGGAACAGGAGGGAGCAGAUAGGGUCUGCUCGGGCUCUGGUCUGCCAGUGCCCUCGGACUGCAGGUGGAGGCUGACCCACCCCUGAUGCAGCUCAGUUUCCUGGGGUCCAGACGCGCAUGGGGAGCCUGACCUUCAGGGUGCAAUGAUGAGAGGAAAGGGGGGAACAUGCUUCCCGCUCACUCCUCCUUGGCUUUCUUCAAGCACAAGUUCUCUUGCCAUGUUUUUUUGGGGGGGAGAGUGGAGGUGGGGUGACGACUGGUGAAUAAACUGGAGUCCCAGGACAUAGCCUCAGGCCUGGCCCACCCUCGCCUGCUGACCAGAGAUCCUACACCUCAGACCCCUCACCUCAGGCCUCCAGCUGACCGCCAGGCCACCCUCAGGCCCCAGAGCAGUGGACUCCUACAAAAGACUAAGAAAACUUUUCUUUUGCUAAAAGCCUCGAAAAAAUCUGAAGGCAGCACGCAGACUUGUCUUGGUGUAUUCUUAAGACAGCCGCCGUCUCACGACAGCCAGAACCACGCAUUUCACCAGCAAGCCACUUCCCAGUGAACUGUAUUCGGUUUUCAUAUCCUUGUCGAAUCCUUGUCAGGAUGUUUGACUCUUGUUCCUGUCUUCUGCUGUUCUGCUCCUGUGAAUAAAGCAGUGACGGGAUGACUGCCGUGUGGACUCUGCUGUGGUUGGCUGAUUCCCCCUCAGCCUUCCUCUCAUAUGCCCUUUGCUUCCCUUGGGCCUUUCCUGUUUAUGUGACAGGUAAAUCACUCGUUUCAUUUUCAAAAAAGAAUCUGACUGGUGUUGGCAGUUGGAAUUCUCUAGCGUUUACACAUGAUUUUAUCAGGAAUUGGCAAAUACUUCAAGGUUAAGUGAAUCAAGGUCACCUUGUGUCUAAAUGGACGCACUCAAGGUCAGCGCUAGUGAAAUAAAGCUAAAAUCAUCUGCAUUUCCAUUAGGGUAAGAAGACAGGUGUCCUUCAUCAGGUGUUACUGUUUUAGCUUUAGUUGUUAAUUAAUAUCAAAAUAGGUCAUACAGGCAUUUCACCAAUGACACCCAUCCAAUCACUCUAAAGGCAAGUCGCAAAACAUGUCAUUUAUUAAAAAUUUGAAAGGAAUUUUCUGUGUUUAUAUCAAAAUGGUGCUUUCAGUCCUUACCAUAAGACUCAGAGAAGUCACUUCCCCCAACAUUUCAGGAGGAGAGAUCGGUGCUGCUACCAGCCCCAGGCUCUGGAGAAUGGGGAAGGCCCAUUCCAGGCUUCCGGAAACCCCACAGUCUGGGUGCUGCCAGUAGGAGGGUGGACUGAGGUGCAGUGAGGAGGGAGGGUUGUCUUGGUCAAAGCUGUCAACAGUUCUACUGAACUUUAAAAUGGAUGAACUUUUAAUAUCUAUUGUUAGUGAACUUUAAAAUGUCUAUUUUAGAAAAAUCAUCUCUACUCUGGAGCAAAGCAGGAGAGCCAGGGAUUUGGGGUGUUUUAAGAGCAAGUGAGUGCAGUGUUGUUUGCUCCUUGCUGGGUCAAAACAACUCUUAGCAGUCAGAGGAAGGUUUCUGACUCCCAAUCCCCCUGGAAUAGCAUUAAUGAAUGACAUAGAAAACACAAAGUAGUAAUUUCAAAACUACUGUUUUGAAUGUCCUGGGAAGUACCAAGUACAGGCAGAUAUAGAGGGAACUUGACUCUGGAGGUGGUGGGAGGACCUUGCUGUCAUGUGUGUGUCUUUUCCACUGAAGAUGUUUCCCAUUUGCUGACACAAGAGUCAUCCCUCAAGCAGAAAUUUACAGUGACCCGUGAGUAAGAGGACGGAGUUCUGGGGCAGCCAGGACAUUUAGCAAAUGAUGGGGAACUCUUGAAAGAAAAAAGCCACAGAAUGGGAGAAAGGCCAUUGGAAAUUCUGCGUAUAACCACACUUUAAAUCAUAGACUGACCUAUGAACUCUGAUCUCCAAAGUGAUCAGGAGACAAUUUUCUGGAAGGAUGAAAUAACUGCUUUCUUAGGUCAGAGAGGUCAGCUGUUGCCCACAGUAGCAACAGAAACUCCAUUCCAGCACAUAAGAGGGUGGUAAACUUGGAAAUUUCGACUGAAAUACCAAAGGGGUCACACUUGAGGACUCAGAACCACAUGGGGUCUAAGGAAUUUGCGCUAAAGGAAGAGCAAACUUGCAGUGCCUUGCGAGUGACAUGUCACUACAGGCCUUCCCAAGGUCAUCGUGUUCUGCCAGUAACUGAAGUGCUGCUAGAACAAAUUCAACAUUCUUCAGGAGACAACAGGAUCCAGAGUCUCGACAGUACCCGGCGCACUAUUAUUUAUUCUUCUAAAUAAGGUUACAAAGCCAUGCAGUUUCUCUCUGUGUGUUUCUAUUACACAAUUUUUGGUAUAUCUGUUUUCAUGAUCAUUCCAUUUAAAAUACUUUGUUUUCUUUGUGAUGUCCUUGUUUACUUGUGAAUUAGAAGUGUGUAUUUAAUUUCCAAAUACUUGAGUAAUUUCAAGGAAAUGCAGUUUGUGCUGGGGGAGCCGCCUGCCCAGAGGCUGCUGAGUGUGGGAAAUCCAGCUGGCGCCCUGAAACACUGAUUUUUAA